AUGCAGCUGGCACUGCCUAAUGACGUACUUCUCUUGAUUGGAGAGCAGCUGGAACAGAAAGGAGACCGCUGGAACCUCAUCUUUGCCUCCCGACACUUUCACGAUCUUUUUCUCCCGCUGGUAUAUCAGAAGGUGUUUAUCAACCAUUGGCAACAUGCCAACUCGUUCCUGCAUGCCAUACUGAAACGACCUGCGCUGGCGCGGGCCGCUCGGGAGCUAGACCUAACAGGCUGGCAAGCCAAAAUUGUAUCGGAUGACGAAUGCAACCAAAUUCAGGCCUCGGCAGCUUUGAGGGCAUGGCUGGAUGCUGUAUCAUGCUCAAAAAUCGAAAGUGAUCAGUGGGCCCAACGCCUCGGACAAGGCCUUGCGGACGCAUGGGUUGCACUCAUUCUCCCAUUGUUAAGUCAGCUCAGGAAGAUUUCACUGGCCUAUACGACAAACUCCCCUUAUUUGGACCGGAUCAUGCGAAGGGCCGUGAACUGCGAAAAGCCGUUUUCCGUCCAACCCUUCCGCCACCUACGCGAGGUCUUAUUGCAUCAUCGGGAAGAUCUCGAUCAUAGCGAGCACCUGGAUGAUGCGGGAGGUGAGACUCAAGUAUCAUCAACACUACUCCUGCCAUUUUUCCAACUGCCAUCUGUUCGUGCAAUCACAGCCAACUCGGUAGUGGACCCGAGCACCAUUACCCCAACCUCCGAGGAAUCGGAUGAGAAGCCCCGCCUUGGCUUCUCCUCAAUCACCGAUAUUGAUUUACGCGCAAGUAGUGGGAACCAUGGCAUGGAGACGUUGGUCAGUUCAUGUGCAGACCUGAAGUCAUUUAAAUACCAGCACUCGGACUCGCACGUGCUUUCGCAUGGCUACCAACCAUCCGCCUUCCAUCGCUCUCUGACUCACAGCAAAAAGAGCCUACAAACACUGUGGCUGGACCACUAUGGCAGCCAUUACCCGUUCACCGCUGCUGGGUUGAAUCAAUCCCACGACGAGUGGUUCGGCUCUCUCGUUGAUUUCACUGUAUUACAAGAAGUGCGUGUAAGACUGCCAAAUCUUCUGGAUAUUCGAUACCAGAACGAACCAACCACGCCUCUCAUGGAAUGUCUCCCGUCGUCACUUGAGACCCUUUACAUUGAAGGAUGCCAGGAGCGAUAUCUGGGAAUGUUGGUUUCUCAAUUACAGACAGUGAUCAAAAAUCGCCGGACUCGUUUCCCUCGACUCAAGCGUGUCGAUAUCGAGGGUGCAUUCCAAAAUGUCUCGUCGGAUGACGAAGAUCAUGUUGCCAACUCUGGACCGGAAGUACUUGAAGCUGUGAUCAAGGACAAAAUAUACCAAGCUGCUGAGCCUUUGCAUAUAGACUGUGUCAGUGCUGGGUUGGAGUUGCAUCUUCACGACCGUGCUCUGUCGCAUAUUUGA
Molecule: messenger RNA, 1404 nt
Organism: Penicillium egyptiacum
Lineage: Eukaryota; Fungi; Ascomycota; Eurotiomycetes; Eurotiales; Aspergillaceae
Source: the annotation of a GenBank genome assembly